Molecule: messenger RNA, 399 nt
Organism: Aethina tumida (small hive beetle)
Lineage: Eukaryota; Metazoa; Arthropoda; Insecta; Coleoptera; Nitidulidae
Exons: 2
Coding region: 16-342 (108 amino acids)
Biological process (GO): mitochondrial electron transport, ubiquinol to cytochrome c
Source: RefSeq, a predicted model, not a curated record
UAAAUAUGUAAUUAUAUGUUAACAAGCACGUUGAAAAUAAUCUCGAAUUCAAUUUUAAUAAUAAUUAAUAAAGUUAUAUGUUCAAUUCAAUACUGUGUGAACGGUGUGAAGUUGAUACGGAUCAAAUUCUGUCGACAAUCAGACGGGUUCCUUGUCCGAUCGUAUUUUCAAAGAGUAAAAAUGAGUCUGUACAACACAAUUUUCAAGAGAACCUCUACUUUUGCUCUCGCCUGUGGAGUGUCUGUGUUCUUCUUCGAAAGAACUUUGGAUUUAGCUUCGGAAACCCUUUUUGAAAAGGUCAAUCAAGGAAAACUGUGGAAAGAUAUUAAGGACAAGUUGUAGAUGAUCCGAGUUUAUUGUAUUUUGUAGAAUAAGAUGUAAAUUAAACUAUUUAAAAUU